AAGUAUGUACAAAUGAAAAUAUAUGAGUUCGAAAAAUCGAAGUUGAAAAGCAGGGAAGGAAUUGCCGGUUUGUUAGGGUGGUCGGCUGGGUAGUUGGUGAUUGUUACGUGAUUUGUUUAUGCCUUGUUUGUAUGGUAGGCGAAGUGACCAUGCUGACGGGAAGGACGAAGCACAUUCUCCACUGCAUUCUACUUUUCACAGUAAUUGCUGUAUUUGAAGUUUUCACCGGUGGUGUUCGAUUAGGAAACAGUAAACCCGAAGAAUUUGAUCCAUGGGAUAGAUAUGGAUAUGUUGGAACCUUCGUGUUGUACUUGUUACGUCUCCUCACUUUCCUUCCACUGCCACAGGUGAUAUUCAACUUUGCAGGACUCACGCUUUAUAAUGCUUUCCCAGAUAAAGUGACACUUAAAGGUUCGCCACUGUUAGCUCCCUUCCUAUGCAUCAGAAUAGUGACAAGGGGAGAUUAUCCAAAGUUGGUUCGUGCGAAUGUUGCUCGUAACAUGACCUGUUGUACUGAGGCUGGUCUUGAAAACUUUAUAAUUGAGGUUGUGACAGAUAAAGCUGUCGGUUUGUCAUCACAUAGGCGAGUGAGAGAGGUGGUGGUUCCUCCUUCAUAUCGACCAAAGAGUGGGGCUCUUUUUAAGGCCCGAGCACUUCAAUAUUGUUUGGAGGAUGGCGUGAAUAUUCUUGCCGACACAGAUUGGAUUGUGCAUCUAGAUGAGGAGACACUCCUGACUGAAAACUCUGUUAGGGGAAUCCUCAAUUUUGUGUUAGAUGGAAAACAUCAGUUUGGACAAGGCCUCAUCACAUAUGCCAACGAAGAUGUAGUGAAUUGGGUUACCACCCUUGCUGAUAGUUUCCGAGUCGCAGACGACAUGGGCAAGCUACGACUGCAGUUCUCCAUGUUCCACAAACCUUUAUUCAGUUGGAAAGGAUCCUAUGUUGUCACUCAGGUGGGAGCCGAGCGAGCGGUGUCUUUUGACAAUGGACUCGACGGGUCGGUAGCGGAGGACUGUUUUUUUGCGAUGAGGGCCUAUAAGGAGGGCUACUCGUUCAACUUCGUGGAGGGUGAGAUGUGGGAGAAAUCGCCUUUCUCGCUCUGCGACUUCGUUCAGCAAAGAAAGCGGUGGCUGCAGGGGAUUCUGCUCGUCAUACACUCGAAAGCCAUUCCUCUGCGUUACAAGCUUCUGCUUGGCAUCUCUUGCUAUUCUUGGGUUACGAUGCCCUUAUCUACGUCCAAUGUGGUGUUGGCUGCGCUGUGCCCAAUACCGUGUCCACCUCUGAUGGAUUUCGUCUGUGCAUUCAUCGGUGCCAUCAACAUAUACAUGUAUGUUUUUGGAGUUGUCAAGUCUUUCUCCUUGUACCGGUUCGGAAUGCUCAGAUUCCUUCUGUGUAUAUGUGGAGCACUCUGUACAAUACCGUUCAAUAUACUCAUCGAGAACGUGGCAGUUAUGUGGGGACUUUUCGGUCACAAACACCGCUUUUAUGUUGUAAAUAAGGAGAUUAAGCAAGUAAUUUCAGUUUAGAAGAAACUCUCUUCUGUCAAAACUUGUAACUGUAUCGCCAUCGAAUCAUAUUGGGAGGCAUCGCCGUUAAAGAUGCAUAUGCCGAAGAAAUGCCGUUCCCCCUGAAAAUCUGACAGUCGUUCACCAUCAGUUGUCUGGAAGAAGUAAGAUGAUGAGAACAUGCGGCGCAUUCUUUUAAUGCAAGUAAGUCACACGCUGAUGUCAAUGAAGAAUGGAAGCAACCAUCAGUUUGUUAAUUCAGAAACAUACUUGAAGACUUGAAGCAAUGAUGUGUUAUCUCAGUUGAUGGAUGGUCGGUAUCAGAGAGAUAAUGAUCUUGGUGAGCGUUGCCCUCAUCAUUCUGGCAUGUAAUUUAACCAGGUUAUCUGUUAGUGGUCCAAUGUGUCAUCACAGCCAGCAACAUUUUCGCUUCAGAGGAAGUGUAUCGAGAGAGAACGUUCUGUCCCUCGCCCCUCACAGCAACAAAUAUGGUGGCCAGGUGGCCACACCAGAACACUAAUGCACUUAAUCUUUGUCAAUGAGGGAUCGUGUUUUCAGUUCGUAAUAGACGGGUUGAGUUACUUUUCCAUCAUGUUCAAAGUACAGUUGUUACUAGUUGAUCCACGGUCAUUUGUGUACAGUUUUUUUUGUUCUUUAUAUAUAUAUAUAUAAUUUUUUUCUUUUGUAUUUUUUUUUUUGGGGGGGGGAGCAUUAGUUAAAGAUGUAGAGAAACAGCUAGAUAUCUUGAGUAUAUGAAGCUGUGCAGCCAUUUAGUUUCUUCAAGAAUUUGAUCCUCCGUAUGCCUCAUAUUGAGGCAAAUUUAGUUUCCUUCUUCUUGCGCCCUUCUUUUUCUUUUUCCCCUCGUAAUUAGAGCAAAUGAACAAAUUUUUGUGUUCACAUGAACUAAUGACAGGUGCAUGUACACUGUCAUUUUUGUUCCAAUACAAACUCUCAAAAAGCAUUCUGAGGGUUAUUUCCUCUUUCGAACAAGACGGUAUUCUUGAAUUGGUGACUCAUAAUUUAUCCGCAAAUCCACGAUCUUGCAAAUGUAUGGAUUUAAGUAAUAAAUGCAUUAAUACUGAAGGAUAAUUGUUAUAAAAGAAAUUAAAUGCGGAUAAAGAACCGAGUAAGCACAUUCUACGCUGGACCGCAACCCGCGACUACCACGCACGCUUCAUAUUCCUGACAAAAUCUUUGGAAUGACCUUCGGUUGCUGCGACUUGUCGAAUGAAAGCCGUUUGUUCGCUGUUUUGCCAUGCGCUACAUCACAGUAGGAGCUGUACAGUCAUUUUCCCCACUUGUAUUACAAAAGUUUCACGCGUAUAACUAGAAAAGCUUUAAUAAUUUACUGCGUACCUUCAGCAUCACAUGAUUUCCUUCUUUUGACAUACUUUGUAUAUUGUUAUAGUUACUGUAUUAGUGUAUUUCAUGUAAUAAUAUUCAGAUCUCGGGACGGUCUAUCUUGAAAAAGAGAAAUGAGUCACAAGUAAUAUAACUGCAUGGUUAUUAUAGAAAUUUAUAUUAUAGGUAUUAGAAUAAACUGUUGAGACAGCAAUUAUGUCUGCCAUGUUAUAUUGGCCACUACACGAUGCAGGAAUAAAUCAGUCGAUAUUAUUAUUACUACCUACUCUACAUUGUAUUUUCAAGCAGUUUCACAGUAAUGAGAAGUGAUACAUUAAAUAUAUUCUUACAUAUAUUCUCGUGUUUUUUAAUACUGUAAUAUGGUCUUUGUUCACAGAUUUAUUUUAAUUUGUGUGAAAAAAAAGUUAUUUUUUGGCAAAGUAUUUCACUUCAAGGUGUCGUUCAGAAUGUCGCCAGAGACAAAUUGAGCACAAGAAAGGCAGAAGUUUGUACGUUAGUUUUAAUAUACUUGUCUGCGUUUCUUUCGCCAAAAUUGACACAAUACGGUCGUCACAGAGUACAGGACCAUUAAGUGACUUCAUGGCAUAAACCAAAGCUAUUUGUGACUUCACAUUGCUUAUUUUCAAUUUGGGUUUCAAUAUAUUACCAUAUAUGACCUCAGUAGUAUUUUAGGUUUUCAUGGCAGUGAGUCUGAAGACGCUGCGCCAUGUAUGGUAAACGUCUACCAGACUACAUGGCGCAACAACUCGGAAGACACCCAUCUUCUUAUACGACCUUACUAAUCUUCUACGCCUCUAGACAUAAAAUAACUGCCGCCAUGUCCUUGCGUUAACGUAAGAAACACUGAUUAGGGCAACUUUGUAUCUGGCUGUACCCGAAUUGAAGUUCGGCAUAUCCUACUGUGCGACUGCCAGUCAUUCUAGUCAAUUGUUAUCCAUUUGUUUUUUUUUGUUUUUUUUGGGGGGGGGGGAUUCUUAAAAAGGUCCUAGGAAAUAUGUAGUACAUAUAGACUGAGUCACUCAGCUACGACUGGCAGAAUGAUGCCAGACCUUCACGUGAUGUGGCCAAUUUGACAAUAUACAGACAAAAUAAUUGCUGAAUUCUCUUAUAUUUAAGGGAAUAAAAAUAUUACUUGGUUUCAUAAAAAGUACUUCAUUUAUUCUCUGUUACUGUGUGAUUAGGUAGUAUAAGUUAAGUAUAUAAAGAAGUAUGUUUUAA
Zootermopsis nevadensis is the source of this 4085-nucleotide messenger RNA. It is a transcript of the gene egh, whose product is annotated as beta-1,4-mannosyltransferase egh. The record is from RefSeq and is a predicted model, not a curated record. NCBI's taxonomy places the organism in Eukaryota, Metazoa, Arthropoda, Insecta, Blattodea, Termopsidae. Gene Ontology annotation, cellular component: cytoplasm. Gene Ontology annotation, molecular function: beta-1,4-mannosyltransferase activity.